GUGUUUGUGUGUGUGUGGAGGGGGAACUUGACUGACUUGCUAGAAUUUAUUCUAAUUAGCCUUAUGUGAGAGUCCAUGCAGAAAUAAAUUAGAAAAAAUUAGAGGGAGACGUGUAAGCUUGUGGAAACAUCUCUUAAAACCCGGCUUAUGCUCUGCUUUACACGUACACACACGUCUCGGGGCUUGAAAUGCGACUUUUGCGCUGUUUUAAAUGGAAGUGUUUCUGUAGGAAGUUCAGACAAUGCAAUCAGUAGACAGCCACGUGCUCUCCAAGUUUGUAUCGCCUUUGAUAAAACAAGACGCGCAGAGCUGCUGCCUCCUGCUCACUUAAAACAGCCUCCUUAUGCAUUGCAUGUGCCAACUUUUUUCUGUGAAUAUGCCUUUGUGAGAAAACUCUCUGGCUCGUCACCCUCGCCGGGAUUCCCCGCAAUAUUUUCAACAAGAGACGAGAGAGAGAGAGAGAGAGGAGGAAAGAAAAAAAAAUCCAGCAAAAAUGGACAAAGAAAGUACUGGUACUCAAUAUGAGCCUGUGGCCGAGAUUGGAGAAGGAGCUUAUGGAAAAGUGUACAAGGCGAGAGAUUUGAAGAACGGGGGACGAUUUGUAGCCCUAAAAAGAGUUCGUGUCCAGACGGAGGAAGAAGGGAUGCCACUCUCAACAAUCCGGGAGGUGGCGGUACUGAGGCAGCUUGAAGCCUUCGAGCACCCCAAUGUUGUCAGGUUGUUUGACGUGUGUACAGUCUCUCGGACUGACCGAGAAACCAAACUCACUCUGGUCUUUGAGCACGUGGAUCAGGACCUGACCACGUACCUGGAGAAGGCCCCUGACCCUGGAGUACCACCCGAAACCAUCAAGGAUAUGAUGUACCAGCUGCUCCAGGGGCUGGACUUCCUGCACUCGCACCGUGUGGUUCACCGUGACCUGAAGCCCCAGAAUAUCCUGGUCACCAGCGGAGGACAGAUCAAACUGGCCGACUUUGGUCUAGCCCGCAUCUACAGCUUCCAGAUGGCGCUCACCUCUGUGGUGGUGACGCUGUGGUACAGAGCCCCAGAGGUGCUGCUCCAGUCCAGUUACGCCACACCAGUGGACCUGUGGAGUGUCGGCUGCAUCUUCGCUGAGAUGUUCAGGAGAAGACCGCUAUUUCGAGGAAGCUCAGAUGUUGAUCAGCUGGGAAAGAUUUUUGAUGUUGUCGGGGUACCUUCAGCAGAAGACUGGCCCCAAGAAGUGGCCCUACCACAGAGUGCCUUCACCCCCCGGCCCCCUAAGCCAAUAGAGAACUUGGUUCCAGACAUGGACGAGCAGGGACGGGCCCUCUUAAUGCAAUUCCUCGCCUUCAACCCCUCCAGGAGGAUAUCGGCCUUUGCCGCGCUGAGCCACACCUAUUUUCAAAGUGUGGACAGCCACAGUAGAAGCGUGUACGCGGCCCAGCCCAUCCCCAGCAACAAGCCCACUAUGGAGGAGAGGACUGCCUGACCGUCCUCCUUCACCCUUAAUCAUGCCAUACAGUGUCUAUAAAGAGUAUUCUGCAUACCCCACCUUGGUGUUAUUCAUGUUUUAUUGUUUUUACAGCGUUAAAUCAGAGAACAUUAAUUAACCUUUUUUGACACUGAUGUACAGAUAAAUCUUAAAUGUCAAAGUGAAAAUAAAUCUGUAGAAAUCAAUGCAACUUAAGUACAAGUAUAGUAUUGACCAACAUUUAAUAGCCUUGAGUCUAUCUGCACAUUUUAAUCAUGCAAAUCUUCUCAUUCAUUUUUGAGCGUGAUUCAACAGCAUUUUUGAAAUUCCGGCACAAAUUCUUGAUUGGAUUUAGAUCUGGAAGUGGCCAAAUAACAUCGUCUUGGAAUUUUUCCACAUUUAUUUUACCUUCUACCUUCACAAGCUCUCCUGCUUAGCAAAGACAUGCGACAUGCUACCAUCACCGGGCUUUGCAUAGCAUUUAGUUUUGUUGGGUCAAAAAGCUUAAUUUUUCUUUUCGGUGUGAUCUGACCACGGAGCCUUCAUUCACUCCCACAUGCCUCUGAGCAGAUGCAAGCUGAAUGUCAUGAGAUUUUUUUUUUUUUUUUUCAACAGUCGCUUUGUCUUUGCCAGUUGGCCAUGAAGCUAGAAAUGUACCCAAGCAGCAGUUGCUUGUAGGCACAGUUGGGGAACCUUGAACCUCCUUCAGACCCCAUUGUGGCCUUCCGCAAUGUGGCACUUCAGUACUGCUAUCUUUGCACUGGUUAAUUUGUUCAUAGUGUAGUUUAUACUGCCUGUGAGUUUAGCUAACAUCAUGAUCUGAAAUCUUGAUUACAACUUCACCAUUCUAGCUAUUAUUCAACUGUACCAGUGCUAAACAAAGUGUCAUAGUAAAGAGGGUUAAUACUUAAUUAAGAUCGAUUUCUAGAGAUUUGUUUUAAUUUCUUUGACUUUAAACGGUCAUUUGUCUGAAAAUCAGUGUCAAAAAAGCUUAAUCAAUUGUGAUUCUGUACAUAAAACAAAACAUGAACUCUACCAAGGGGGCAAAUACUUUUAUAGUCAAUGUACAAAGCUCCAGGAAAAUACUCCUAAAGCGAGAGUUAAUGUGGUGUCAAGAAAGACGACGCCAGCGCUCUCACCCCCUGAAAAAUGCACAAAAGCUAUCCUCCUUCCAUGAACUUAUGGAUUGUAAUUGCUGCUUUUAGGUUGUUAAAUGUUGAUGAUUGACUGUUAACAAUGCAAAAGAGACUUGCAUCUCAAGAUUGACUGGUAGUAGUAGUGGGCAUACGGACAGUAGAGGCCAUGGAGCAGAGGCCUCUUUAGGACCAGCGUUAAGCCUCACAGGAGCCCUCUUGACUUGAGGGGGGGACUGUACAGGAGCCUUGGUGUGGACAGCAUGGACCUCAUCUGCCUUUUACGCGUACUGUGGGUGUGUGUGCGCAGUGAGCAGAUAUACAGUACAAGCACACUCCCAGAUACGUACGCAACAUUUAGCGUGUGCACUACCACUGACAUUUAGCACGCUCAUGUACACACCUACUUAUUGAAAACGUUAUUAGGCAUCACAAGCCAGCCACUCACUGCCAUGUCGUGACUUAUCAUUCCAGUUCUUCAUGUAUUAUAUUACUGCCACCUUGAGGAUGUCCUGAGUAACUGCAAACCAGUAGCGGGCUUCUAAUGGUUUAUGCACUCUUCAAGGAAACUCAUCAUAAUGGGCUGAUACCAGUGCUGAGACAAUGAUGAAAGAACCUUAUAGAAAUGUUCCUGCCACUCACUUGGUGUUUAUGACUUGCUUCUAGUCUGCCAUCAUGGGCUUUUAUCAUUAUAAAAUACAAUUAUUAUUUACUAUCCGAAUGAUACAGUAAUGCACAGGCUUGCAAUAGGUGGAGAAAGACCCACCAGCACUAUUCAACAUGAAUACAUUUGGCACAGAAUAGUGUCGCCAAUAUUCUGUAUUUAAUUUUAAUUUUAUUGACAAGUCUUAUAUGCUUGUUUUCAUCAAGUUGUUACUUGAUUUUUUUUUUUUUUUUUUUUUUUUUUAAAGAUGCUGGGGCAUACAAUAUUCUUACACCAAUUACACCGACUCUAGAUAAUUAUAGAAUUUGUGUAAGAAUAGUUUGACAAUGUAAGGAAUGUAUAAAGGAUAGGCAUUGGUACUGUACAGUAUAGAGUGCUAAGUACAAGCUGUAACGAUUGUAACUUUUGAUACGUGCAUCGUCAGCUCAUAGAUAUGUCAUAAAAAUGGAUAGAUGUGUAGAGUUAGCGAGGGUCAGUGGAAUGUUGUAUGGCAAGACUUUUGUCUGUUGAAAUGUUGGGUGGGCUCUGUGGGUGCUUGUUGAAUUUCAAAAUGCUUUGGAUUGAGAGUGACUAAGAAUUUUUACAGUGGUUUUUUGAUAAUGAAAUAAUGCACAAAUAUGUUGUGUACAGUCUUGGCUUUAUUUUACAGUCUUGUCCCUGUUUUUUUUUUUUUUUCCGAGUCCCGUUUUUAAAAGCAAGGAAAAAGCAAGUUAUGCAGAGUUGUAUUUUUGUAUGCCGUAGUUCUUGCAGAACAGUAACAUAUUUUAACACUGGUUUACGUUUCCUUAACAGGUAGUGCUGCUAGCACACACACACAGACACACUCUCUGACUUUCUCAGGUUCUUGUUAUGGACGUCCGAACCUUUCGGACACAGUUUGCACAUCCCUGGGCUACUAACUGACCACAUCGCAACUCCUUCAGGUUUUCUUUCAAGCUGUUCCACGAUCGUGUCAUUGAUCCUAGUCUACUGUCCUAUUUAUCAAAUAUGUUACUGUAGUCAUUACUGUCUGAAGAUAACUGCCUGUAUGAACUGUUUUUGCCAGCAACUUAUAAUUGCUAGAUGGCGAACACAAUGUAGAUCCAUGUACAAUUACUCGACUAAGCACUGUGUGAAUUUUCUAUUUGAUAACGAGUCAUAUCUGGUGUCAGUGGUGCAUACAAUGCAAUGAAAGCUCCAAAUACUUUAGAUCUAGAAGUUUACAAUUAAAACAAUGACUGCUCAGUCUCAUUACACUUGAUACAAUCACUGUAUGCUUUGCUCAUGAGUUAUCCAGUUUGUAAAAACAUUUCAAUCUCAUAACACAAAACUAAAUUUCCACUGUUGAGCUUUUAGAAGUUUAGCUGUUCUUGAAACCAACGUAGCUUGGUCCAUCAUAUAACUCAAAGUACACAUAUGUUCCUGUGUCACAUUUGUUUUUAGCAUAUGGUUAUGGAGACUAGAAAAAAAAACACAAUCAUGGCAUUAUACGUAUGUAUGAAUGCUGGCAUUGGUGUCUUAUUAUUGUGUUGCACCAGUUGAAUAAAAAGCAGCUUUUUUUGUGAA
Molecule: messenger RNA, 4795 nt
Organism: Larimichthys crocea (large yellow croaker)
Lineage: Eukaryota; Metazoa; Chordata; Actinopteri; Sciaenidae
Gene: cdk6
Product: cyclin dependent kinase 6
Exons: 8
Coding region: 494-1471 (325 amino acids)
Biological process (GO): cell dedifferentiation; regulation of cell population proliferation; protein phosphorylation
Cellular component (GO): nucleus; cyclin-dependent protein kinase holoenzyme complex; cytoplasm
Molecular function (GO): ATP binding; cyclin-dependent protein serine/threonine kinase activity; cyclin binding
Source: RefSeq, a predicted model, not a curated record